AUUUAUAGCAACACAUUCAUAUUAGAUGUGGUUCUGACGUUCUGUUUAUUUCUGCUGUGUGCAAUUGUUGGUUUAAUAAGGCAAUGCUUCUUAACCCUGGUAACAUUACAACUAGCUGUUUUGGUUGGCUUUGUAAAAGUUAAAUUACUCGAAUUAGUAAUCAUGUGCCUACAAAACCUAUUGUCAACUGUGGCUGUUUUGCUAUUAAUUUAUGUUUAGUAUUUUGGUUGUUGCAAAAAAGGGUUAAGAAGUUUUGGGUUUAGCUAAUCUCUCUGAUUAUAGGAAAACGAUAAAUCACGAUAAAUAUGGUUCUUGAAGCUGUUUGUGUAAUGAAGGGAAGUGAGAGUGUGAGUGGGACCAUUAAGUUCUCGCAAGUUGGGGACGGGGAGCCAUGUAAGAUUAGUGGAUCGCUUACAGGGUUGGCUGCUGGCAAGCAUGGGUUUCAUAUUCAUGAGUUUGGAGACCACACCAAUGGUUGCACAAGCACUGGGGGUCAUUUCAACCCACAGAAAUGCGAUCACGGAGCACCAGAGGCAGAGGUUCGACAUUUUGGAGACCUUGGCAAUGUGACGGCAGAUUCAAGUGGUGUAGCAGAGGUUAACAUCAGCGAUAAGUACGUCACGCUUACAGGGAUUAACUCAGUGAUUGGAAGAGCUGUUGUUGUGCACGCUGAUGUAGAUGACCUUGGUCUCACAUCUCAUCCACAAAGCAAGACAACAGGGAACGCUGGAGGAAGAUUGGCGUGUGGGGUUAUCGGGAUCACAAAGUAAAAGAUAUGCAAGUACAACUUUAAUUGACUCAUUAUGUUGUAAAUAAUUUUGCUUUGCUGUAAAUUGCUUUAAUCGAGAUACAUCUAAUAAGUUACAUAGGAAUCACAAAUGCAAAUUACACUCUUGGUGAAAUAAAGUUAUCAUCUAUUAUACAAAA
This is a messenger RNA of Ciona intestinalis (vase tunicate), 927 nucleotides long. The record is from RefSeq and is a predicted model, not a curated record. Lineage: Eukaryota; Metazoa; Chordata; Ascidiacea; Phlebobranchia; Cionidae.